Argentina anserina (silverweed cinquefoil) is the source of this 1312-nucleotide messenger RNA. RefSeq lists its product as uncharacterized. The record is from RefSeq and is a predicted model, not a curated record. Gene Ontology annotation, biological process: mitochondrial proton-transporting ATP synthase complex assembly. Lineage: Eukaryota; Viridiplantae; Streptophyta; Magnoliopsida; Rosales; Rosaceae. Bases 92 to 1081 code for a protein of 329 amino acids. The transcript has 4 exons. Gene Ontology annotation, cellular component: mitochondrion.
CAAAAACCCUAUAACCGAAAGUGAAGCUCACCUCACUCUGCUACCAAAUUUCAUUUCUUUCAAAAUCUAAACUGAAACCCAAAACCCCAAAAUGGCCAAGUUCCUCAUAAACAGAACCCUAAAACCAAUCCUCAACCUCAACCUACUCACCCCCCUCUCAUCUCGCUCCCGCCAACUCACCUCCACCGCCUCCGCCGCCGCCGAGCAGCCCCAAUCCGACGGCGGCGACUCCUCCUCCUUCACAUUCUCAUCCAAUCAUGAUGACAGCAUUCACAUCAAGCCCGAUUCCGUCAAGCCCAAAACCACGGCGGCGUCGUCGGUGACGAUGCCGAUGUCGUUCAUGACGGGGUCGGUGGUGGGGCGGAGGUUCUACAACCAAGUCACGACGAGGAAGGCCGACGACGGGAACGGAUGGACGGUGAUGCUUGAUUAUCGGACUCUCAAGACUCCGUCGAAGAGACCCUUAAAGCUUCCGACUUUGGGUUUGGCCAAGGCUAUUGCUGCUGAGUGGGAGUACCAGGAGACAGACGGGAUUAGGCCCUUUACGAUGCCGCUCAUGAAGCUUGCUUGUACGGCACUGGAAAGAGUUCCCAUCACACGGCAUAAGGUUAUAGAAUUCUUGAUUAAUAGAUUCAAUCAAGAUUUAGUAUUUUGUCGCGCCCCAGAUGACAAUGUGCUGACGAGCGACAUCCAUGAACGGCAAGUGGAAAAGAUUGAUCCGUUACUUAAUUGGAUGGAGUCUGAAUUUGGCUUUAAGCCUGUUGUUUACUCCAGCUUUUUUGGUGGAAAGCAGGAUGAGGGACUUCUAAAAUCUGUAGAAACCCUACUGAAGAAAACAGAUGAGUGUGAAUUGGCAGCAAUUGAUGCAAUUGCAGGAGCGGCACACUCCCUAACAAUUGCUCUUGGAUUAUUUCGUGGGAAACUGCAGAUUGAAGAAGCAAUUGAGUUGAUUAGACUUGAAGAAGAUUUUCAGGUCGACAGGUGGGGUCUGGUUGAAGGUGGUCAUGAUGUGGAUAUUGCUGAUCUCAAAGUACAGAUCGCAUCGGCUGCUGUAUUCUUAGGUCUCUCAAGGAGGGUUUAAUCUUAAUACAUCUUUUCUCCAGUUUUUAGUUCUUACUCUUAAAUUUUUUCAAUAGCUUAGCUGUUGGUGGGUUUCCUUUACAGUAUUUACGAUGUUAUAGAUGUGUAGAAGAUACACACCAAGAUGCCCGAUAUUUUGUGAUAUCCUAUUGUUAUGUGUAAGAUCAGAUUAAUUCAGUGAUGUAAUAAUCAACUCUGUUAUAUCAGUGCAAUAAAAUUUAUCUCUUGCUAU